Messenger RNA from Opisthorchis viverrini, 342 nucleotides. RefSeq lists its product as hypothetical. The transcript is spliced from 2 exons. The record is from RefSeq and is a predicted model, not a curated record. Bases 1 to 342 code for a protein of 113 amino acids. Lineage: Eukaryota; Metazoa; Platyhelminthes; Trematoda; Opisthorchiida; Opisthorchiidae.
AUGAGUCAGGCAGCGCAUUCCAAAACGAUCGACGAUCAUGGACUGGACCACGAAAUUGAUGGCAUUCUAGUCAGUUUAACACCAAAACUGCUCAUCGGGAGUGAGACGCCAGCGUUGCUGAAAACAACUGGUGGUCAGUACAAAGUUGCAAAAGACGUUCCCGGUAUACCGUUGCGCUUUGCUUUCAGACUAAACAAUGCAGCAAGGUGCACUUCUAAAGAAAUGGCAGAGCAUGAGGCUCAGCAUAGAGUAAAGAAUGUUUCGGGGGCCUAUGCAGUUGAACGGAGGGUUGUCAACCGUGUGGUCUUCCGCAAUAUCUGGAAACUGAGACGCGGAAAAUAG